Messenger RNA from Malassezia vespertilionis, 3819 nucleotides. RefSeq lists its product as uncharacterized. The record is from RefSeq and is a predicted model, not a curated record. The coding region runs from base 1 to 3819 and encodes 1272 amino acids. The transcript has 2 exons. Lineage: Eukaryota; Fungi; Basidiomycota; Malasseziomycetes; Malasseziales; Malasseziaceae.
AUGCAACGGCGUGCGGAGGAGCACGUAGGGGAAGGAAGCACGGCUCCCGGCGACACUGCGGAUUUUCCGGCCGCGUCCAACUUUGCCACCCAAGGCUUGCGUUUAUCCACGUCGCCGCACAGUGCAAAGUCGCGCAUCAUGGAGACGUCCAUUUUGCAGGAAGCGUCGUCGCCCGCGCAAUCCAUGUCAGGAUACUCGUCUGUAGAUGCAGAAUCGCGUAUUUGGAACGAAGGAGAGCGGUCACUGCAUGCGAACGAGUCGCCGCUGAAGAACAGUGUGUGGUACACACCGCUCAGCGGCGCGUCGCACAGCCGCGGCGCGCUGGACAUGUCGCCCACACGCCCCACUACGUCCACGAGCAACACAAGCAACAUAUCCGGCCGCACAUUUUUCAGUACCUCUUCGAACGACGCGGAACUACGCAAGACGCAGUCUGUCGGCGGGUGCGCCCUGUCGGGCAAACGCACACCGCGGCUCGCGAAAGGACUGCAGCAGCCCUCGACAGUCACAUCGUCGCCCACUGCCGACGAUGGGGAGCGCACGAUGCAGCGCGCGUCAGUCGAUUCGCCGCAAAACUCUAUGGCACAGGUGGACGUUCCCCUUUUCCGCCGGAGUCCAUACAUCGGCGCUGAUUGUCCGAGGCGAUCAGCUGCGGUGCAGAAACUGCCCAGCAGCAUGUCUUUGCACACGAGCAGCACGCACUCCCCAUCGUCGCUUUUGGACGAUCUGCUCAUCUCCCACACCGCGCUGGAAGUCCAGCGCCACGAAGCGCUGCCGCUAGAGCAAGUCGGCGCUUUAGCGCGCCGGCACAUCGAUCUGGAGUGGCGCAUGGAAGACUUGCACGAAAAGAUUACUACCCGGCAGCGCAUCCGCGACGCGACGAAUGCACUGCACACUGCCAACUGGGCGGUCGCCUCAGUGCCGGCAAAACAAGCCGUCAACGAGCUGUACACGGCGAAUGUGGAAAUGGUCGAGGCGAUGAGCCGCACCGACGCGGUGAUGAACGAGUACGCCGCACUCGCCGAGGAGAAGCACAAGAUCGAGACGCGCCUUUUGCAGCACCACGCUGCAGUUCUGCGCGAUCGCUUGUCGCGACCAGCGCACAGUACAGUAGACGACGCAGCAGCUAAGCUGCAUCAAGCGCUGCGCGACGCGGAGCGCGCCACCGACGCGGAAGAGGGGCACCAGCAGCUCGAAAAAGAACGCCACUCCAAGCUUGCUUUCUUGGACCACUUGGUGCUUGCAAUGGACGACCGCUUUUCCGCAGACCGUACACUGUAUGCGCCGGAGCCCUUUGCAGCGCAGCAUGCAGAAAGCGCGCAGCUUUCCAGCACACAGCCAGCGCUCGAAAAAGCCGUGCAGGAUUUGCACGAGCAGUAUCUUGCUUUGGAGCAGACAUUCUCGCAGGAACAGGACCGCAGCCGUCUCUUGUCGCGGCAGCUCAGCGACCACAGCGCGAGCUCCGCGAGCUCCGCGGAGCCACUCGACUUGCCCGCAGACCUUGAGGCGGAGCUGCUUGCUUUGCGCGCGAUGCGUGCUGAGCUUACACAGGCGCUUCAGCAAGAGCGCGACAAGAAUGCCGAGCUCGCGCGGCAGUUUGACGAGUCGCGAACCGAGGCGUCCGAAAACGCGCCGGCGCACGCGCCGGACGAUGGGCUUGUCAAGAGAGAUGCUUUGCACGCACGCAGUGCAGGGCAGCUCAAGCGCGCACCUGCAGGCAUCAACGUUUCGGGCAUCCGCGCCGCGAGCGAUGCGCUGCUCUUCCAGGCGCAGUUGGAGGCCGAGCAUGAAAGCAACCUUGUGCUCCAGGCCCAGCUGGCGUCGCUUACCGAAGAGUGCCAUGCACUGCGUGUUGCAGCAUCCGAGACGCCAUCCAUGCCGGACGUGAAGCAGGUCGCCUCGGAGGACGCCCAAGGCACCGUGCGGAAUAUAGGUACAGAGGCCGUCGUGAAUGCGCACCCACGCGCCGCCAACGAGCCACGUCGCGCGCCGAACUCUUCCGGCUUGUCCCCUUCACGCAUUGCGCCGUUCUCCUUGUGUGCCUCGCCGCACCGUGUGCACGAAUCUGCACUGCGCCUCGAUACCGGCGCACUUUCCCCAAGCUCUCUUGAUGCGGCGCUUGAGAGCGAGCAGGAUCCUCUGAUUCUAUUCACACCCAGCUUGCCCGACACGGCCCUGCCCAAAGAAGGGGCGGAGGACGCGUUUGCGUUUGAAUCGAUCGGCCCCACCACCGAAGUCGUGCUUACCGAGGCGCCGGGGCGUGUGGAGUGGUCCAAAGCGCAAGUGAUAGACCCCAGCCACGACGGUGCGUCGCCUGCGCCAGAGGUGAAGCGGCAAGAAGUCGACAUUGUGCAGGCGGCACAGGCGGAGAACGAGUCGGUGGCACACAAGCACCGCCAAACUGUGAUUGUUCAGCCGGAUUCGCCUGCAGAGGCGCUUGAUCUGCCCGCACUGCACUCCACUUCGAUACCGUCUCCGCUGCCAUCGCCCGAGCCCACCAUCCGCAAAGCGGUGGUCGAGACGGAACGCAAAGUAUGUGACACGGGCCAUGUGGUCGAGACGGAGAGCAUCGCAGCGGCCGACGGAGCCACCGGCGCACAAGACUCUGCGCCCGCUGGCCCUGCGCCCUCGGAAGUGUUUGCAUUUGAGUCGAUCGGGCCCUAUGAGCAGUCGAGUCUCACAGUCACAAAUCCCUCGCCGAGUGCACACAGCGACGCUGCGUGCGGAUGGAACCAGUUGGCGGAAUCUCCGCGCGCUGACAUGCGAGCAACAGAUUUGUUUUCGCCCAGCACACCGCACUUUACCUUGCGCUCGAGCACGCCCGAUGGCACACUGGAUACCCCUCGGCGCUCAGACGAAGGGCUGCACCGAAGCAAGCACGAUGCGCGUAUCCGUUUCUUGGAGCUGCAGCUUGAUCGGCACCGGCGCGCAGCCGAGCAGUCCAAACGCGCCUACGACGAGCUAAGGGAAAAGUACGACACCGAGCUCCAUGCAAACGAAGGGCAUAUGAUUGUCGCACGUACGUGGGCCGAGGAAUGGCACCGCCUCACGGAGCGGCUCGCACAACAGGACAGGUUUUGCGCGCGUGUCCUCGGAAAAGACGACGGGCGCGAAGAAAUGGACGGCUUAUUGGACCAGAUCAAGUCGUCCUACUCGUCGCGUCCGCCCAAGGCCGCGCUCAUGGACCGCUCGCGUGCCGCUGUGGAAGAGUUCAACAUGCUUAUUUCCCACUUGGAGGAGCAUGUGAGCGAUAUGGCGCAAGGACUUGCGCGUGCAGGUGCAAGUGGAUUCGGCAGCAAUAUCAUGGCCCAGCUCGAGGACCAGAUCGAGAGUUUGCAGGAGCAGAUCAGUGCGCGCGACGCCGAGCUCGCCGCGACGCUGCAAGGGACUGGCGAGGGCUCUGCCACGGCACUCCUCGCGCGCGCACGCGCAGCCGAAGAGCAAGUCGCCAUGUGUUUCUUUGGCUUCGCGAUGCUCAGUGCACUUUUGCCCGAGCGCGAUGCCUUGGCGCACAGUCUUUCGCUGCCCAUGCACGCACUGCAGGCCAUGUUUGCGGGCCCGACGUGCGGCACGCCCAGCACGUUCGAUGCAGUGUACGCCGCGUACGGCGCUGGAUUCCAGCACGCCGCGCAGCUGCUGCAAGCUGGAAACCAUGGACGGCGUGUGCACGGCGCCGAAUUUGCGCUGCGCCUCGAGCAUAUCCUGCAUGCGCUUCCGGGCGAGAUGCGUGCUGCGCUGCCGACGUUGCUGGAGGAUGUGUUUGGCAGGGUGAUUGGCACGCUCGAUACGGGCCGGAUGACUCUGUGCACAACUAUGUAG